Carassius carassius (crucian carp) is the source of this 2258-nucleotide messenger RNA. Its product is annotated as zinc finger protein ZFP2-like. NCBI's taxonomy places the organism in Eukaryota, Metazoa, Chordata, Actinopteri, Cypriniformes, Cyprinidae. Gene Ontology annotation, biological process: regulation of transcription by RNA polymerase II. Gene Ontology annotation, molecular function: RNA polymerase II cis-regulatory region sequence-specific DNA binding; DNA-binding transcription factor activity, RNA polymerase II-specific. The record is from RefSeq and is a predicted model, not a curated record. The transcript has 4 exons. The coding region runs from base 1 to 1779 and encodes 592 amino acids.
AUGACCUUUGAGCAGGAAGUGAUUAAUGUUAGGACUCUGACCCAGCGGAAAACGUCAUUUCUCAGGCGCCAGUCGACGAUGUUGAGCAUGAAAGCGCAGGUGGAUGUGGUCUGCUGUAAAUCAGUAGGAACUGAUCUGUCCAUGCUGGAUAUUGAGGAUUUCAUCACAGAAAUCUGUCAGCUGAAGAAAGAGGUGGCUUCACUGGAGGCAAAGCUGAGAGAAAGAGGAGACAAACUGAACAGAGAGGAUGUGGAGCAGGUUUGGGUGCGUGAGACUGAUGGGACAGAAGCUCAGGAUUCAGUCUGGAGCGUCAGAGAUCAGAGAUCCAGAGACACACAGGACUCAGAGCUCAGCCUCACUUUACUCUGUUAUACUGACGCUCAGGAUCAUGAAUCCACUGAUCAAACCUCUGACUGUAACGCUGGAGAACAGCAGAUGCUGCAGACGCCGCUGAAGAUGUGCUCCGUCAAACUGGUGGACUGCAGGAACCUGAUCGAGAGCAGAGGAGAAGAAACCACCGUAAAGGAAGAACCAAACUCUGUAAAGGAAGAACAAGACACUGAUGAGGAAGAGGAGGUUUAUGAAGAUCAGAAUAAUGAUGAGGAUGAUGACUUUGUUCCUUCAGAUGACAACGCUUGUUCAUCUUCUGAUGGAGAAACUGCCUCCACUUCCAAAGAGCAAUGGACAGUGACAGACUGUGGAGAAACAUUGAGCAAGCAUGGUCAUUUAGCAACACAGGAGAUAAAGUACACAAAGCAGAAAGACUUCAGCUGCAACAUAUGCAACAUCAGUUUUCCAACCUUCAAAGAGAAGAGACUUCAUUCAAAAGAGCACAGCGUGAAGAAGGAGUUUCGCUGUGAACAGUGCGGGAAGGAUUUUUUCACCACUCCUUAUAAUAUGAAAGCUCAUAUAAAGACACACGAAGAAAAGUCUCUUCAGUGCAACGAAUGCAACAAGUUUUUCCGCAAUAAACGAGAUCUUUCAAGUCAUAUGAGAAUUCACACGGGUGAAAAACCGUACAAGUGCCCUCAAUGUGAGAAGAGCUUCAGGCAGACAUAUCAUCUGAAGAGACAUCUACUCACGCACAGCAAUGAGAGACCGCAUCAGUGCAAUGAAUGUGGAAAAACUUUUAGAAGCUUAGCUUCAUUAAAUGUACACCAAAAAAUGCACUCUGAUGACAAACCGUAUCAGUGCCCUCACUGUGAGAAGAGCUUCAAAUAUGGAAUCAGUCUGAAGAACCAUGUGUUAAUGCACAAAAAUGAAAGACCGUUUCAGUGCAGUGAAUGUGGGAAAACUUUUACAAACUCAGCUUCUCUAAAGUUACACCGAAAAAUGCACUCUGAUGACAAACCGUUUCAGUGUUCACACUGUGAGAAACGUUUCUAUCAUACGACUCACAGAAAAUCGCAUGAGCGGACUCACACCGGAGAGAAACCAUACCUGUGCUCUGACUGCGGGAAGAGCUUCGCUAGUUCAUUUGCUUUCAAAAUUCAUCAGAGAAGUCACACGGGAGAAAGACCUUAUCCCUGUAGUGAUUGUGGGAAGAGUUUCUAUAAGCUAAAUGAUGUAAAACUACACCAGAGGACUCAUACAGGAGAAAAACCUUUUAAAUGCUCACUUUGUGACAAGACUUUCGCCGUAUCAACUUCCCUGAAGACCCAUGAACGAAUACAUACAGGAGAGAAACCUUACUGCUGCUCCAUCUGCGGAGAGAGAUUCGCUUUUAAAUGGAGCUUUCAGAGCCACAAGAAGAAGCACGCUGCUCCAGAAUCAUCAUAGCUUCUUCAGGCAAACUGGCCACUUGGACGUUCUCGAGAAGUCCAGAACAGAUGUCAAUCCAGUUGAUGGCCGUCGGCCUAAGAAAAAGUGUCCGAUUAAGGAAUGUUGAUGGCCAACAAAAGGGGUUGCUAAUGCAAUCUAUAUUUGCUGAUAAAAAAAAUGAAACUUUCCCAAAGGAGAGUGCCUCAUGUUGGCAAGCAAAAGAUGUAAAGAUAAAGGCAGUUGGGGAGAAGCUUAAAGGAAAAAAAGUGAAAAGUUACAUCAUGUUACCUUUGUUCGCCUCUCUCACUAUACAUGGCAUGUAGCCUAUAGCACUGUGGUAAAAUCCCAGGACACCCCUAGCCUGAGCGUCCACUGCUAUUUAUCACUCUGCAUCGUCUGGCAUGAAUAUCCAUUCAUUCAUAAAGAGACUGCAGCGAUUCUACAACGGGUUAAUUUUAGUUCAUACAAUAGGCUAAUACAUUUAUUUCAGUCCUCGG